This is a messenger RNA of Oncorhynchus tshawytscha (Chinook salmon), 4027 nucleotides long. Its product is annotated as ubiquitin carboxyl-terminal hydrolase 10. Gene Ontology annotation, molecular function: cysteine-type deubiquitinase activity; cysteine-type endopeptidase activity. Bases 281 to 2950 code for a protein of 889 amino acids. NCBI's taxonomy places the organism in Eukaryota, Metazoa, Chordata, Actinopteri, Salmoniformes, Salmonidae. Gene Ontology annotation, biological process: protein deubiquitination; DNA damage response, signal transduction by p53 class mediator; regulation of autophagy. The record is from RefSeq and is a predicted model, not a curated record. The transcript is spliced from 15 exons. Gene Ontology annotation, cellular component: nucleus; cytosol.
CCGGACGUAAACGCACGCGUUCCCAGAGCACACUAGCCAUCCGCGGCGCGCGCAGGCCAGAAGCAAGGAGGCGAGACAGAAAUGGCGGCGACGGCGGGGGAAGCAGCGUGAUAUGAUGGAGCAAUAAAACAACCUAAAAAUACAAAUGUCAGUCCAUUGUCGAGAAAAUGAAAAAGAUGUCGAAUUAGGCCGUAUUUUGUAAUAAUCAUUACAAAAAAAACUAACACCUUCCCCGGAGAACGUCCAUCUUCUGAUUGGAAAAGAGAAUCUCACAGGGAGCAUGGCUUCUCAGAGUAACGUUAACCAGUACAUCUUCGGGGAGUUCAGCCCUGAUGAGAUCAAUCAGUUCUUCGUGACUCCACGAUGUUAUGUUGAGCUUCCCCCCUUCAAGGACAAAGUCUCCUGCGUCAGUCAGUCUUCAGGAAGUUACUGCACUCCUGCUGUGCCUUACAUUACGGAGUCUAUGAGACGGCAGGUUUGCGGCGAAGACUACCAGCGCAUAGAGUUUGGUGUGGACGAGGUGAUGGACUUGGAGCCUGUGGGAGUGAAGGAUCCUCUCUUCAAGGUGUCCAGCACUCUGAACCCCCAGGCUCCAGAGUUCAUCCUUGGAUGCCAGCCAUCUCAGAAGGUCCCGCAGACAGCCACAGCCCUCUCUCUGGCAGCAGACGUCCCAGACGGAGCACAAUACAACUCACUGGACGAACCCGACGGCCCGGACGGACCUGAUGGCCCAGACUCUGAGCCCUCUGCCAUGGACGGCAACCAGAACUGCCAGGAUGGGGACGGGGGCCCGGGCAGCCUGGGCCAGCGGGAGAGGAAGAAAAAGAAAAAGCGCCCGCCAGGAUACUACAACUACUUGGAGGGCUCAGGUCCCAAUAGCGGUGGCAUGGGAGUGGACGGGCCUCCUGGAAAGGGGUUGGUGAAUGGACAUGUUCUUAGCGGCCCUCACCUCGGUUCGCAGGACAUGGUUGGUAAGGGGUUGUCAGGGGGUGGACUUUCCACCUCAGCCCCUGUCGCUACGGCAGCAGCGAAUCAGAGGACUUGUGAUAGCCCUGAUGAAUCGUCUUUAGACUUCACGAGUGGAGCUGCCUCUUUAUCAGAUGGUAAAGACGCGGCCUCCUCCUCUUCUUCCUCCUCCUCUCAGAGCAGUGGGGUGGCAGAGGGAGGCAGAACUGCAAAGCAGCAGCCUGAGAACAUGGCUCCAGAGAGCCCUGAACUGCUGGGCAGCGGUGGGCACAGCCCCUGCCCCACCUCCCCUCCUCCCCCCUCGGUUGCUGUGGCCAGCCCUCCUGCCACCAUUGCUACUGCUACUACUGAAGAAGAAGAGGAGGAGACUAGGGACAGUGGGGUGGCUAAUGGGCUGGCUGAGCCCCAUGCUGGCAUCAGUGCAGACAGACACAAGGAGGCCUCUGAGAUGUUGGAACAGCCCCAGCAGCAGUCCCCAGCUCCCUCAGUGGAGCCUGCUUCCUCCCCAGACUCUGAGGCCCAGCCGGCGGUGGCAGAGCAGCCUAAGUCGUCUGCCCCUCCGGCUGCGCCCGCUGCUAACCCCCUCAAAUCCUGGGCUAGCCUCUUCCACAACUCCAAGCCUCUGCCUGGAAGCCCUCAGGCCUAUGUGGAGGUGAAGAAUGUGGUGGAGGUCGUGGCUCCCUCCUUGGCUGCUGUGGAGCAGCAUGAGAAGGCUGGGGAGGUGAAGGAAAGCCCUGUCCAUGUAUCAGAGGAUCCCAUGGCCCCUAAACUUGCAGAACUAAUUGAGAAUGUGAAGUUGAUACACAAACCAGUGUCUUUGCAACCAAGAGGACUGAUCAACAGGGGAAACUGGUGCUAUAUCAACGCUACAUUGCAGGCCCUGAUUGCUUGCCCCCCCAUGUAUCACCUGUUUAAGUCCAUUCCCCUGUUCAAUGACACCCAGAGACCCUGUACUUCCACACCCAUGAUGGACAACUUUGUAAGGCUUGUCAAUGAGUUCAACAAUAUGCCUGUGCCAUCCAAAGCCAAGCAGCAAGCUGCUGGUGAAAAGAUAAUAAAAGACAUUCGACCAGGUGCUCCUUUUGAACCCAACUACAUCUACAGACUCCUCACCCUCAUCAAGUCGAGUCUCUCGGAGAAGGGUCGACAGGAGGAUGCAGAGGAGUACCUGGGUUUCACCCUCAACGGACUGCAUGAGGAGAUGCUGGCUUUGAAAAAGCUAAUCUCCCCUCAGGAAGAGAAAGCCCCCACACCCAACGGCCCAGAGUCCCAGUCAGGUGUGGAUGAUGCUGCUGCUGAUAAGGAGGAGGGGAGCGAGGACGAAUGGGAGCAAGUGGGCCCCCGAAACAAGACCUCCAUUACCCGUCAAGCUGACUUUGUCCGCACCCCUAUCACUGACAUAUUCGGAGGGCACAUCCGGUCGGUGGUGUACCAGCAGAACUCUAAGGAGUCAGCCACCCUGCAGCCCUUCUUCACCCUGCAGCUGGACAUCCAGUCAGAGAAGAUCCGCACCGUUCAGGAGGCCCUGGAGACCCUGGUGGCACGGGAGUCAGUUCAGGGCUACACCACUAAAACCAAGCAGGAGAUUGAGAUCAGCCGGAGAGUGACCCUAGAGGAGCUCCCUCCAGUGCUAGUGCUCCAUCUCAAGAGAUUUGUGUUUGAGAAGACUGGAGGCUGUCAGAAACUGAUCAAGAACAUUGAUUACCCUGUAGACCUGGAGAUCAGCAAAGAUCUCCUCUCUUCAGGGGUGCGGAGCAAAAUUUUCAAAGGCCAAAGAACCUACAGGCUCUUUGCAGUUGUCUAUCACCAUGGGAACAGCGCUACAGGCGGCCAUUACACCACGGAUGUCUUCCACAUCGGUCUGAACGGCUGGCUGCGCAUUGACGACCAGGCAGUGAAGGUCAUCAACCAGUACCAGGUGGUGAAGCAGACUGCUGAGCGCACUGCCUACCUGCUGUACUACCGUCGCGUCGACCUGCUGUAGACACCACACACGCGUACAUGCACACGCACACAGAGGAACACUCAUUUUACACAUUCAACUACACAUACACACUCCCACUACAGACAUACACACUCAAGUGCACAUACACAUGCAUACAUUCAAACACACCCACACACACACACAAACUAAUGAACAGGAACACUGCCCAACUUCUUCUAUUGCAAGAUUUUCUUCUUCCUCCCCCUCAUCCCUGCUUUUCCAGAGAGCCAGCUUUUCCAACAAUGCCUUUUUUCCUUCUCUUUUUUGAAAGAAUUAGGGGGAAAAGGACGCGUUGUAAAAUAAUUUCCCUGUGAUGGCUUCCUCUUCUCUGUGCGCCACUGCUGUUUUUUUAAUGCUGCGAGGAGAGACUGUUGAAUGGACUGAGGGGAGGGGACUUUGAGACUCGCCUCUGAACCUACAGCCUCGUUCAGACUGGGAACAGUGGGUAGUUCGUCCUGUGGGUAAAGUAUCUAUCUACAAAACGAGGCUGCAGAUGGACGGUUGGCCUGCUGGAGAGAAGUUGUAAUUUUGUUUAUCUACUCAAAUGUUUUUUUGUUUUUUUUGAAAAUGGCAUAAAAUAAUCAGUUUUGCCUUUUAGCAAGGGGAGUUGUUGUCCUAAUGAAUUUGCAGCAGUUUAAACACCUGUUGAAAUUUUGCCGGAGUUCGUCGGAAAAAGGCCCAGCACCAGCAAACGACAAAACGUUAUUGGAUGAGUCUCUAACUCCAGAGGCAAGAUGCUCUUCAUGGCCACCAUCUCUUCUUACUUCUCCACCUUCCUCACUUUUCUGAUGCUUUUAAAUCUAGGUAAAACUUGAGCCAUCAAAAAAUAGAAAAAAUGACAGGAGAAGAGAUGCUGCUACAGUGUGCUGAAACUAAACAGCUUUGUUUGAAAGAACCUUGUGGUUUCUGGGUGUGGAAUUAGAAUGACGAUCUAAAACAAUUUUAAUGUGCUUUAGGAUUUAAAUGAUGAUUUAAAAAAAAAAAAAUAAAGCUUCUGUGCACGUAUAAUAUAUCUGAUCAAUAACAAGAUGUGGAUGUGCUAAUGCACACUUGCAGAUAUUUUAAGAUUUAAAACUG